Messenger RNA from Fundulus heteroclitus (mummichog), 2066 nucleotides. RefSeq names its product noelin. The coding region runs from base 206 to 1570 and encodes 454 amino acids. NCBI's taxonomy places the organism in Eukaryota, Metazoa, Chordata, Actinopteri, Cyprinodontiformes, Fundulidae. The record is from RefSeq and is a predicted model, not a curated record. Gene Ontology annotation, biological process: signal transduction. The transcript has 6 exons.
GAGGAUCUGGUUUCCACUCGGCUGGUUUUUGGCGUUGCAUCAGAGGAGACGGAGGAGAGGGAGGAAGAAGAAGAAGAAGACGGGAGCGAAAGGACAGGUGGACAGUAGGUGAACUGGUAACCACAUAACUGGAUCACUGGGCAGAUCAGUGGUUAAUAGCAGGCGGAUAGUGCUGGAUGCCAGUCUGUGUUUUUAGGAGGAACAGAUGGAAUCGGAAGAGAAUCUGCUGAAUGUUUUUCUGCAGCUGCUGCUGAUCGGCUCUCACUUCACUCUGGUGGGUCCUUCACCCCCUGAGGAGGGCUGGCAGGUGUACAGUUCAGCUCAGGACUCUGAGGGCAGAUGUAUCUGCACUGUUGUGGCUCCGCAGCAGACUGUCUGCUCCAGAGAUGCUCGAACUAAACAGCUCAGACAAUUGCUGGAGAAGGUUCAAAACAUGAGUCAAUCUAUUGAGGUUCUGGACCAGCGGACACAGCGGGACAUGCAGUUUGUCGAGAAGAUGGAGGUGCAGCUAAGAAGUCUUGAAAACAAAUUCAAACAAGUCGAGGAGGGACAUGAGAACAACAUUGCAAGGCAGUACAAGUCCAUUAAAGCAAAGAUGGAGGAGCUGCGUCCUCUGAUCCCAGUUCUGGAGGCAUACAAGGCAGAUGCUCUGUUGGUCCGUCAGUUUAAAGAGGAAGCAGCAAAUGUAACAGAGCUGCUGGGAUCGCUGCAGGAACAACUGGGAGGACUGGACUACCAGGAACUCCACACCCGGGUGGUGGACCUAGAGAACCGUCUGCGUGCAUGCAUGCAGAGGCUUGCUUGUGGAAAACUUACAGGAAUAUCUGAACCAAUAACAAUGAAAACAUCUGGGUCCAGAUUUGGUUCGUGGAUGACAGAUCCACUGGCUCCAGUUGGAGAUGACAGAGUCUGGUACAUGGAUGGUUAUCACAACAAUCGCUUUGUCAGGGAGUACCAGUCUAUGUAUGACUUCAUGACAACGGAUAACUUCACAUCCCAUCGCCUGCCUCAUCCAUGGUCUGGUACUGGCCAAGUGGUUUACAAUGGAUCCAUUUACUACAAUAAGUUUCAGAGUCACACAAUCAUCAAAUUUGACUUUAGCACGUCACUUAUCAGUCGCUCCCGGCAGCUUGACUUUGCCGGUUACAACAACAUGUACCAUUACUCAUGGGGUGGUCACUCUGACAUCGACCUCAUGGUGGAUGAGGGUGGGCUCUGGGCUGUGUAUGCAACCAAUCAAAAUGCCGGUAAUAUUGUUCUUAGCAAAUUAAAUCCGAACACUCUACAAAUCAUCCGAAGUUGGACCACCAACCAUCCAAAACGCAGUGCUGGUGAGGCCUUCAUGAUCUGUGGAACAUUGUAUGUCACUAAUGGUUAUUCAGGAGGAACAAAGGUGUACUAUGCCUACUCCACCAACUCCUCCACCUACGAAUACAUCGAUAUUCCCCUGACCAAUAAAUACAGCCACUUGUCCAUGCUUGACUACAAUCCUAGAGACAGAGCACUUUAUGCCUGGAACAACGGGCACCAAGUUCUGUAUAAUGUAACACUAUAUCAUAUAAUACAGUAACUAAAUAUCAUUCUCAUAAUCUCAGCGUGAAAGUUAUAAGGUUAAGAAAAUACAUUUCCUCUCAAGCAAAAAAAAAAAAAACAAACAACCCAAAUUUUUAACGUUGAUUGACUUGUAGACACUUUAAAGAGAAAGCAAUGCUCCGAGCCUUGCAAAGGUAUUAACCCCCUUGCUAUUUUCUACUUGUUGUUACCUCACAAUGUGGAAUCAAAAUGGAUUGUUUAAGAUUUUGCACCAGAUAACUUACAAAACAUGCCUUUUGAAUGUGUAUUGGUUUCAAAUCUGUUUAUUUAAAAAGCUCCUUUUUAAGGACUUCCUCUUAAUUCAAAUCAGUUUUAUUUAUAUAGCGUCAAUUCACAGCACACAUCAUCUCAAGGCUCUUUCCAGAGUCAAUUAAAUGAAAUCCUCCAGAGACAUUGGUUCAACAUUUUCUCUCUCAGGGAACCCAGCAGGUUGCUUCCAGCAUUCACUCCUCCUGGAUGAACAUGGAGCCACA